Messenger RNA from Spirometra erinaceieuropaei, 8735 nucleotides. Lineage: Eukaryota; Metazoa; Platyhelminthes; Cestoda; Diphyllobothriidea; Diphyllobothriidae. The record is from the annotation of a GenBank genome assembly.
AUGCGCGGUAUGUACCAGUGUUCCAUAAAUGGAAUCGCUUUCAGUACACGAUAAGCAUUUCAAGCAUUAAUUUAAAAAUUUUAAUAAUUUAAAACCUGUUGUCUUAUUGCACUUUAAAUUUUUCAAUAUAUCAUAUCAUAACCCACAGUGUUGAUGCAGUACCAUGUGUUGGCUUAGAUGUUCCAGGCUAAACACUGAAAUUCCUGACCAAAUAAUAAUUUACGAAUUCUUAAAUUGAUUAUUUGGUCGUCACGAUACACGUUUCUCUACCUUAAAUCGUGAUCUAGCCUAUGCUACAAAUCUACACUUAAAGAAGAAUACUUUAAAAUAAACUGUUUUAAUUAAUAUCAUGCCUAUACAGGCAUUAUGACGAACACAAGAGCUCGUCCUUUGGAAAUACAUUUAUUGUAUAAAGUCUGUCAAACUAUAGCAUCACAAAUUCAUAAGGUGCACUUUAGACAUCACCCCAUUUAAGCUUGUUUGUACGCAUUUCUCCGUAAAAGCAAACCGCACGUUUUGGCCAUAUAUAGCAUAUGGUAGUUUUUUCUAGCGGUAAACGCAAUAUGCUACUUAAUUGCACGAUCUGUAGUUAAUAUUUCUCCAGAUGACACGCAUUGUAUGCAUUCGGUUCAAAAUCCCUCAGUUAACCGCCUAAUUGGAGUUGCAGCAAUUGCCUUACCAUUUUCAGAUGCAGUUGCAUAAUUAACAACGGACAGUGUGUUUGUGUGCUAAUAAUCCGACCGUCUUUGCUAGGACGCAAUCAAAAAUAUAGUCCCAAAUUCGCCGACGUGGGGUGUCAACGAUAUGAGACAAAUGCUUCUUAAAAAUAGGCAUUCAGUUAAUAUUUCAGGAUGAUGCGAAAUCUACAUUUGUUUAACAUUUAUGUCUAUUCCUAAUAGGACCUGCCCAACCGGCGGAAGAUAUCAGCGUUUGUGAAGAGCCAUACGGUGGUUGUGUUGGUUUCUACGAUAAGAAGGAUAAUUUCUCAUCAUUUUAUCGAUGCUUGGACGCCUGCAAUUUUCAAAAAGGUUCGAAUACUAUUCAACAGUUAUAGCUAUCGUUUUUUUAAUUGUUACACAACAUUAACCGCUUUUCAUGUUUUUAGUGCCUGGUUCGAAGCAGCUGCAAGGGUAUUCCUGCACCAGUUAUCGGACUCCAUGCACUCACCUAAACUUUUAUUACGUCCAGUCGUUUAAGAAUCCUUUUCUUGAGUGGACUACUUGUCUGGAAACUUGUCAUGCGCUUUACAAAGGUAACGCUGAUCGGUAUUAAAAAUCAGUGCCAAUUUAUAGUUGCUAGUAGAGAUUGAGUGCGCAUUUCAUAUAAAAAAAUAUAAAAAAAUUUUUUUGCGCGUUAUCGGACUUGCGAGGGAUGGUGAUAAUCAACCGCAAUGUUCAUGAACAGCGUAUUGCAUCACACUGAACUAUAACAACAGCCAUUUUACUUCUUUGUUUUCUGAAUGAUUUGCGCUCCCAAUCGUAUCCGUUUUCUUGAUUGUGCAUAACCGCAAAAAGUGUCAUCUGAUUCUCCCGUUAAUGUAAUGUACCAAAAUGGCAUUUUAGAUGACGGAACCGUACCAUUUAAGAACGAGAUCUGCACGCAACCAAUGCAAAAUUGUUUCGAUUUCGAAAAUGAAGAUGGAACUCUGGAUGCGUUUAUUGGAUGCUACAUCGACUGCCAGGUUGCUAAAAAUGGUAGGAAGUUGGUUUGGCUAACACACGAUUAAAUAUCCGUUGUUAUUGCUUACCGUUUUUUCCAACUUGUUUUUUUAGACAAUGAAACACGUAUAAGUCGUGCAUACAUUUGCAAUCCUACAUCUCGUGCGUGCAUUGAAACGGAAUUCUUCAUCUCAUCGGGAGAUCCAAACCCAGCCCUCAAAUUGCGGAAGUGUUACAAAGAGUGUGCUAGUCCUGGUGGCACAGGUAAUUGUAUUAUGCAUUGAAACGCGUUUCACCAUAGAAAAUGCGUUUAGCUAAUUAAAUUAAUUUCAAAAACCUCAACGAAUAUGCUCAGAAUAUUUGAAAACAGAUAAACAAGAACUAGAUACGAUUACACAAGCCCCGUCAUUUUGACAGUAGUAUUUUGCUGGGUAAAACUGGGUUGUUCAUUGGUGAUUUGUCAGAAAGUGGUCCAAAAAAUAAAUUUAUCCAAUUUCACUUGCGCGCUAUAGCACUUGGUCUGAUAUGCUAUAGUCAUUUUUGUAGAAAAUACCAGCUAGGAUACUAAUUGUGGCAGCUCUUCACGGCUGCAUCCUUUUAAAUUAAAAGAUGAGUGUUUCAUGCCAAUUUGUGCAACAGUUUAGCAAAUGCGGCUAGACAAUCCAGUCUUAAUUUCUGAAGCAGGGGAUUUAUUUUCCCUGUCGCGAUUCAUUUGGAAGCUUAACGUGUUUUCUAUUAUAACGUCGUCUUAUUUUCCAAAAUACAACAAAGAAACAGAAACCAGUCAUAAACCUGUUCUUUUCAAAUGUGAUGUGGACAUCAAGACAUGCACACCAUGCGACGAGGAAGACGAAGGCUGUUCUGACUUUCAAACUUGUGAUGAUAACUGCAAGGACAUUGGUGAGUGGUUUGACCUUGUAUAAAUUAGGUUUAGCCUGAUUCACGUAAAUCACUAGACCAUAUACCCAAGCUGGUCUGAUAGGCAUUUUGGGAUCAAUAUUUUGAAAGGUAGCGCAUAAAUGUAGCAAAAAGUUUUUCUCUUUUAAGGUGUUAAUCAUCCACCCGAGUCAAGACAAAAUGUGGCUUAUUUCACUACAGACAUUUCAACAGUUUUAAUGUAGGCAAUACAAUAGCGGUUUUUCAAAAGCCGAUAACUAUCGCGAUGCGAUGCGAGUGCUUUAAUUAGCAUGCUUGUACAUAAGUCUGUGCUGCAUCAUCAGAGUCGACGUCUAACGGCAUAAACCAUGGUAGACGUCGAUUGCAUAUUUGCUGUUAAGACUUAUCUCAACAUGUUGCUGCAUCUCUUUUAUCAAUCUGAUCUUGGUAUUUAAAACAAUGACGCUAUCUUUUUGCUGAAACGGCAACCGCGCAUCAAUGGACCGAGGGACGUCGUCUGCAUGCGCUACAGAAGUAACCAUAUAACUGACCAUAAACGUUAAGAAACUCCACUUAGGAACUAUACUACACAACUGCUCGAUGGCAUCUCAUGUUUGAUGCGAUUCCGCAUUUGGUUCGCAGCUAAUAAAAAAUACCGAACGCAGUAGGCAUCGUAGUAUAUCAUCCGCGAUACAUACUUAUUUGACAAAUUCUGUUUUUGCCUUGUUCCUUCCAAAUUUCCCGAAAGAAACUCACUGAAAGCGUAUGUUUACGCAUGCAAUGGUCCGUUCAGUGAGUGGUUGAAACGAUCAAUAUGCCUCGAAUUAGCAGACAGCGACAAGCGACAUUCAAACUUUCAUGUGCUUACUGCCCGGGCAUAUGCUUUUUGAACAGCCCUACAAGAGUUGAAGAAUUGCGGUUUUUGGCUGCUAGACACUUGGAGGAACAGCUGCCAUUUAGCCAGCUUUGAUAAGAGGAUUUUCAUCAUGGGGAAUGAUUUCACAGUGUCCAUUGACAAGUGCUGUUUACCGUGUCAUGAGUCUGCUGCCUUCCUUAGUUAGACACAGGAUUUGAACGUUUCUACGUGCAAUAUCAUGUUGAGUUCAGUAAGCGAAGAUUAUAUCAAUCGUCGUUAGGUUUGCGUAAAGUUUACUAAUUCCGUCACAACCUCUCCGUGAAUUCGUUUAAAAAGUGGUGUUUGGUUGACCCCAGCGGUCGAUGUAAAACCAAACCUUAUGACCUUGAAUACCGAUUCACAUAAACAUCUAUUGAUACCAAAAGCUCCUUGGUGCGAUGCCGAGCAGGCUGUUAUGCCACAAUACCUAUGUUUAUAAUUAAUCGGAUAAUUAGACGUGGAGACCACUGGUCGUGAUGGAUUCUAUAGAAAGAAAUGUACUGCUUCAAUGUUUUUGCUUGAAAUCUGAUAUUUCGACCUGACAUGGUUGAGGCGAUGUAUAUAGGAUUUUGAUCACGGCUCUUCAUUUAGGCGUUUCUACAGUCGAAGCGUGAUUUCGGAAAAUUUCUUUCGUUUGACACCGGAUAAUAACGUAGGUCGAGUAAGUCAUGUCCACUGCUAAAUAAGACAUUAUAGAUUAGGUUGUGGAGAAAUGGAAAACACUGUUCACAUGAUAUGCCGAAGGUGUUAUACGAAGCUGUUAGCAUUAUCCUCAGCGUACCGACACUUUGGGGAGUAAUUUGCCAAGAUCUCAAAUUUGCAUGAUAAGCACCAGCUUAGUCACCAAGGAAAUCAAACCCGAAGUGAGAAUAUUUCAAAUAUGAUGGAGUGCUGUAGGUAGGUAAUUUGUCUUGUUCACUGAAUUAUGAAAGGAAUUUUUGAUUUCAUUAUAGAGGCGACCGGUCGUGUACCAGCCAGAUGAAUUGUAAGUCCUUGCCCGAAUGCGUAAGCAGUCAACCAUAGUAAGCUGAACUUCUAAAUGUGCAAAGUCGAACUGAGGGUCUUGUUGAGUUUCAACCGUGAAUGUCACACCAAAGAUGAAGACAUGACUGGCAAACAAAAUUAUUAGCCACCAUAAUUCGUCAAGAACAUGAAAUUAAUUCAUUUCUAGUGAAAACCAAAUUUCAGGAAAAAGUUGGCCGAAAUUGCGAAAUACGUUUUUGAAAAAAGUAGAUUACUCAGGCGAGGUUGAAACGUUGACUAUCAUGUCCCAAAACCAAGCGAAAGGUAUACUUCAUGAAUACUUUUAUCGAUAAAAGCCAAUGGGACGCCUGAUGUGGAUUAAAAUCAUUCUGGAGCUGUCUACCUAUUGGACUCAUUAAUGUGCCCACUUAUUCGGUUAGACGAAUGCAAAGAAAUCACGACUUGCUAGGAGAUAACGGUAGAACAUCCUUUUUUGUGCGUAUGUUUUAUAAAAUAUAUUUAAUUUACACCGAAAUUAAAAAAUCCGUGCAUAAUUUCAAGCUAAUUUGGCAGUAAUAUUUACCGUGGCAGAUCAGUAAGAUGUACAUUCCAAAGCCAACAGCAUGUCUCUUUUUAAAUAGCACAGGAAUGUUUAUUAAAAAUCCAAAAACCUUGAAGAAAUUCUUACUCGUCAAAGGCACAGAUUAGCUGUCAUAAGUGAUUUUAUCUAAGAACAAAGCUUACGGUCGUCCGUCAACGACCCACACAGCCCAUUAUAUACCCAUAAUCCAAAUCAUUUUAUGCAAUUGAUAUAAGACAAAGUUCAACUGGGGGUUCCCUUGGGUCGAAGGUAAGGAGCGAAGCGAAUUGAUUAAUGAAAACAGUAGAUAGUGAAAUCUCGAUCCUCUUUCAACUGAGCAUGCAGAAUUAUACUUACGUAUUCAUUAAGGAUCCGCCUUCUAGGCGUGUUUUUAAUUCAUUCGGUAGGCGACACCUCAAGGAGAACCAGAAAAAAAGGAUUGAAUUCAAGCGCAAUGCCUUGGAUGGACCGAGGGUACUCCAGCUCUUUACAUAUCCACCAUAAGUAAGUAUGACGCAUGAGAUGCUGGAUGCGUCAGAAUUAUGACGUCGGCCAAACCAGCCUUCGACGCGUCAAGAUAAGUCUUUUAGGAGUGUUCGGACAACCACUUAGGCGGAUACAUGCGGUAGACACUUUGGAAAGAUUUGGCUAGCUGUGUUCCCCGGUUUCAGAAACUGCUUAAAUUAUUGCUCAAACCUAAGUAAUCGGGAUUUGGGAACGACAUCGACGUUAGCGUCUGGAGCAGUAUUGUGAAAAUAAUAGAUCGGUUGAAGGUGACAUCACGUAACACAUUGCAAGAGGUGCUGAUGACAAAAUGCCGUUCGUCAAACUCUCAUAGUAAGAUAUUGAUAGUGUUCAUCGCUGAUAAGGUUUGACAUAGAGUGAUCUUCCAUACAUGCAUGCAGAAAAUGUGUACAAAAUAAUGCUUUAUGUACACUCUAUGGAGAAGUAAGAACGUAUGGGUGUCACAAGGUAGUGUUAGUGACCUUACUCAUGAAAUGUGUCGAAAUUUACAAAUGAUACACAAUCACUCGUAAACUGACACCAUUUCAUGAGUCCAAUGUGUAUGUUAAUUACGUACAAGUUUAAAGGAAUUAAAAACAUAAAAGAAACAUUAAAGGCAGUGCUUCGUUGUUUAGAAAUUCCAAAUUAUUUUGAAUAGCCCCGAAAACGUCAGCAAUGGCACUCAUUUAGAAAACAUCGUUUUUAAAUGUACAUAACGCAUUCACAUACCAGAAACAUACUAAAUAUGAAAGUAGGCAUAAAAUAACGUCUAGUAAUAGUGCUUUUGUAAAGCUUACAUCUAAACAUCGUUAAUAAGCAGUGUGAUGUCAUAUAUGACGGUUUGUGCAUACAUUCUGAGUAUAGAUUCCAAAACAUUUUUCCAGUGAAUAUUGUUGGUUUUGGCGCAAUUGAAGUAAAUAGGAUGAAGUUCAACAGGAUAAGAUGCAAUCUGCUUGAUUUUACCGAUGCGGACGUCGCAGGAACAAAGGUUUUCAUAAGUUGUCAUUCUAUGAUGCCGGUCGGUUCCUAAUAAAUUUAAAUAGAACUGACAGGCGUGAUCGUAAACGUGCUCUUUUGGUAUAUAGAGAGAACAUUUUUCCGUUAACUUAAUUUAAACUUUUUGGUUGUUUUUGAUUGACAACCCCGACCCUUAAGACAACAGGAAGUGAUGCUCGGCUAUCAGUUAGAUAUUCAGAGAGUCAACACGGAUGUCAUACGAGGCCAUACCUGUCUUAAUAUCCCUUAACUACGUACAGGGCUUGACCUAUCUCAUGAAAUGUUGGCUAAAAUUCUCAAAUGUGUUUUCGAUUAGGAAGGAUUACUUGGUCGCGGUUGUGAUAAUGAUUAUCCUAAGGCAUACUCUUAUAACAUUUUAGACUCGGCACGAUGUCCGCUUUUUAAUACAUUUCUUUUUAAUCUCCUUUCGAAAGCGUGAUCGGUAAAAAAUAACUACUUAAGUAGCAUGCAUUUUUCCCAUUGAUUUUCGAUGGUCUUGGAAAUUCAAAUAUAUUUUAUAGAAACCACAAACAAAAAUAUCCGUUCUUUAUUUAAUCAAUAGAAGAUCACGUCUUCUUUAUAUUUUAUACUUACUUAAUUAGGUUAGAAAAAAAGGUUUCUAGUUGCCGAAAAAUUGGGAGCCUGAUAAUUCGUUGAAUUAGCGCUUAGUGAUUACACUCUACAAGGUGCAUGCGUUCUGCGCAAAGAAAAUCUCAUAUUUGUAUAAGUCUUUGAAUAGAUAUUAAAUAGGGUCCAUAAAAUUUUGCAAUGGAUGCGGACCAUGUUGUACAUUUAAUUAGGAGCAGUGGUAAACGUCCAGGUACGAUGUUAUGUGAAUGGACAUCUCGCGGUUUUAAAAAGUCUCGUAAUUAGAAACUUUUUUAAGACCUUAUUAUACUCCUUCCAAAAGUAAGAAAAUAUAAAGAAGACGUGAUUCUCUAUUAAUUGACUAAAAGAAAGCAUAUUUUUGUUUGCGGUUUCUAUAAAUUAUAUUUGAAUUUCCACGACCAUCGAAAAUCAAUGGGAAAAAUGCAUGCUACUUAAAUAGUCUUUUUACCGAGCACUCUUUCUACAGGAGAUGCAGAAGAAGGGCAUUUAAAAGCGGACAUCAUGCCGAGUCCAAAAUGUUAUAAGAGUAUGCCUUAAGAUAAUCACUGUCACAACCGCGACCAAGUAAUCCUUCCUAAUCGAAAACACAUUUCAGAAUUUCAGCCAACAUUUCAUGAGAUAGGUCACACACUGUAGGUGCGUUUACGUUGCGUGAUAAUGUCCAUAUUGUGUGACUGUCAAUGGUAGCCACACUCAUCGAAUUCGCAUGCACAUUUAUUAACCGUCAAAUACAAGCCGCGAACAGCUGUAAAACAGUAGCGUGACCGAAAUUCAUGUAGUCAUCAUUCUAUUUCAAUUGGUAUUAUCACCUAUAUUAGAGUGCUGACGGAAAGGCAGACUAGGAUUCCCAAAUAGCACCUACGUUGGACGCUGACCAGGCAAGCAGCUGUGAUAAGUUGUCGUCCGUGGAAACUCAUAAUCUCAGCACAUGUGUGCAAAUCACGCCUGCAGCCGCACGACAAAAAAAACGAUUGGUUAGAAUUUAGCCUAGUGUAGCUCAUACCGGCGACUGAUAGUGAGCAUGAUGGAAACAGAAAAGCGGCGAGUGAAAGCGCCACUGGGAUACCGCAUGGUCGUGCUGAAACUGUUUGUGUUUACACUCUAACACCAUGCCUUCAUUUCCCAACCCUUAAUGACAGUCAGAUGUCACUUCGAGGACAGUACUUUUCAAGUGUGAUAUGGAAUCGAAGUCCUGCGAAAGAUGCGAAAACGACGAUGAAGGAUGUUCUGAGAUUCGCAGUUGUGACUACAGCUGCAAAGGUGAUGGUGAGUGCUUAACUGCGUAAUUUAAUUUAAACAGCUGCGUUGGCGGAGGCGUUAUGUAAGACCUGUUAACAAAUAAUUCCAUCUAUAUCUACUACAAGUCGCUGUGCGACUGCCUGCGAGGGUUCUGGUACGAGCCCCAAGGCACAACGGAACGAGCAUGUUCCGUAACCUGAUUGGUGAGCGCCCACUAUCAUAAUAUAUAUAUAUAUAUUCACUCAGGAAUGUCGUAUCCGCUCUGAUAUAUGUUUAUAUAUAUAUAUAUAUGCGAUGAUACCGACAAAGACAAGGGAGACCGGAAUGACCAUUUCUGGCAUAUUAGCCGUCAUCAGCCAGUCAUACCCAACCCCAAGUGUGGAUCACUUGAGAUUCGAACCCGGGAUCUUUGGUC